Messenger RNA from Erythranthe guttata (spotted monkey flower), 1156 nucleotides. RefSeq lists its product as hypothetical. Gene Ontology annotation, biological process: response to cold; regulation of circadian rhythm. The record is from RefSeq and is a predicted model, not a curated record. NCBI's taxonomy places the organism in Eukaryota, Viridiplantae, Streptophyta, Magnoliopsida, Lamiales, Phrymaceae.
UCUCUCUCUCUCUCUCUCUCACACGCAGUCACACACACUAGCAAGAAAUUUUACCGCAGAGGGUUUCCUUUUGUCUUUUCUGCUUCUCUCUCAUCCGAGAUUUUUGUUGUUUGAUAAAUAUUAUGGAAGGAGAUUUCCGGUCGGAGGCGCCGCCGUCGGUGGAUGUUGGUUGCUCCGUUGAGUUGAAUCGGUCGAAAUCCGGCGCGUCAGCUUUGACUGCUGAGAAUCGCGAAGAUUUGCAUCGGCCGGCGAAUGGCGACCAAACAUGGACGGAGGAGAAGCACUGCUUAUAUCUCGAAAAUUUGGAAGCUUCAUUUGUUAAACAGCUACAUCAGUCAAUGCGGUUGCGAUCUCAACGCGCAGAUCGGAACAAGAGAGACGGAAAUAUAUCUCAAGUUCGUCCGACCAAUGUUCAUAAUGCAUCUGAGAAGUUAUCUGUUGUGCGCUCUGGAUGUGGAGAAAAGAUCAACUGUAAAAGGGGUUAUCCUCCUUCCCGUGUUUCAGCCGAUUCACCUGAAGUUUGCACGCUUCCCAGUACAGGGAAUCACGGGAAAGUUGUCGAAUCUUGUGUAUUAAAAACUUGUUCACAGAAAAUUUCUGCCUGUAGUCAGUACGGUGGUGAUUUAUACAAUUCAACGAGAGAGGGUACCGGUCAGAAUUUCGUGGAUGAAGACAGUCAGAGUAAGUUCGUUACUGAAACUCAAGUGAAAAGGUUGAAGAGAGCUUUAGUAGAUUAACCACAAUCAAGUAAUAUCUCGAGUGAUGCAGCACCUCUGUGAAUGUGCGACUAUAAAAAGAAACCAUCGAGAUAUUCUUUUAGCCUCCCAUAUUGAUAUUGUAUUAGAGAGACCAAAGCGAAUGCUGCUGAGACUUUUCUUUUGGAAGAUGACUACAGUGACAAGAAAGAUUGUUAGCUUUUGAUUUCUCCUCUAAAUGUCGACGUAUUUGAAGGGGAAAAAAUGCUAGGGCAGAUCUCGGUUAUCUGAAGGGAUACGAUCGGAGAUAGUUUUACGUAGUAUGAAAUCAUGGGCCAUAUAGGCUUUAUGGUAGUACCGGAAUUUUUGCAUUAACAAGAACUUCAUCUGUUAAUUUGUUUGAUUUCGAGAUGGGACGUAGAUACAUAUGCAAAAGAAAGAUGCAUAUGUAGAUGCAUAUU